AUGGCACUGGAACUGUCUCAUACAAGAUCGGAAGCGAUCAAUAGCCAUGUUAAUUCCCGAAGCCUUAAAUAUGGAAAGAAAAAAGUCAAUUCGAUUCCAAGCAUUGUGAAUACUGCUGUAAAUAAAUCGAAAGUUGGAUCGUCAGAAUCUUUACCUUUGAAACAAGAUCAAAUAGUCAAGACCAAAUUUACUGUAACAAAUGAAUUAAAACAUAAAGUAAGAAAAAAUAAGGGAACUCAUGAGCCAAUUAUUGAUACCCCUGAGUUCAAACUACUUUGCAAAUUGUUUGUACCAUCAAAAUACCUUAUACAUAAUGAUAAGAUCGCCAUAAAGCAAUUAUCUAAUCAUUUGCCGUUGAUAAUACCAGGAGACAUAGAGUUAAAUAAACCCCGCCAGAGAUUAAAUUUUGAGUUGCAUCUUUUUCUUUCCUCCAUUGUUACACAUUACAUCACGUCGUGGUAUUUAAGUAAACUUAACACGGAUAAUCUAGAUUUCAUAAGAAAUGUAUAUAAUAUGCUAUCCGAGUUUUCAAAGGACUUCAUCAAGAGACUCGAUUGCAUGUUUCUGAAUGGCUUAUUUGCCUUAAUUAAUGAACUUUGCGUAAUACUAAAUGAUCAUAUUAAAGAGAUAGCUAGUGAUUCCACUAGCACUCAUGAUAUCAAACUUUUAGAUGAUUAUCUAAAAAAUAAUAUUAACAGAAAUACUAUUAAAAAUUCAUAUAAGGAUGAGAACGAAAUAAUGGAACAAUAUUUAACUAGUAAGCAUGUAAUAUUUGAAAAUAGAGGAAUUCAGAUGCCAGUGGAAACGACACUAGGGAUACAACAAUCUGAGGAUUAUAGAAUACAGUAUUUCAGAUUAAUUGCAAAGGAACUCCUUACUGUAUCGUUUAAUUCAGAUAUUAAUUAUGAUGCUACAAGUUCGGCAUCACCUUCAACGUCACACAUAACAAUGUCCUUGCUUAUAAUACUAGUGGCCGACCUUAUAUUAGAUAAUAUAUUUAAAAAAAUAUCUUCACCUCAAUUUGUGUUACAAACAAUCUUAAAUGAUUCAUUUGAUAUGAUAAACGAGUCGUUGUAUAAGAAAGAAAAUGAUGAGCUUGAAAAUAAACAGGGACUUCGAACUAUACGAAGCGUGAUAUAUAGUGGCUACAAGAAUAUCACUCGUAUUAUGAUCAGCAUGCAACUCAUAUCCGAGGCUUACGAACCAGGUAAUAGUACAAAUAUUUUAGAAAAUUGUCUUUUCCAAUUAAUUGAUACCAUUACGAACUUCUCUACGAGAAAGCCUUUGCUUGCAAGUGUUUUUCAAUUUAUGAAAAGAAUUAUUUUGGCGAACAAAAGAACCUCAAGAAUGUUUGACUCCUUCUGUAAAUGGUUUCUUUAUAAUCAACUUGCUAGAAUUCUUAAUGAUGAAUUUGGUUGCAAAUUACUAAAGACUUUGCGAGAAGGCAUAUUUGAAGAUAAUGACGACGAAAAUGAUGAUGAAAACAACGAAGAACACAAAAUUAAUAUAGAUAGCCUUACUUCUAAAAUCUAUGAAUUUUUGUCUGAUCAGUUACCUAACUCAAUAUUCUGUGGUAGUACGGUUGUCAACUCUUUCAAAUUUUCCGAUGAGUCAGACGACGAUUUUAAAAGCUCUAUUCACAAGUUUUUACUAAUCUUCAAUUACAAUGUUUCUUCGAUGGAUAAUAAUUUAAUUAACGAAGCAUGCCUCUUGAAUCAAUUACUUAUUAUUCAAUGGAUAGACUGUAUUCUUUCGACUUUAUACCCAGAAUUAGUGAAUAAACAAGCCAAUUCUUAA
This is a messenger RNA of Debaryomyces fabryi, 1797 nucleotides long. RefSeq lists its product as uncharacterized. The transcript has a single exon. The record is from RefSeq and is a predicted model, not a curated record. Lineage: Eukaryota; Fungi; Ascomycota; Pichiomycetes; Serinales; Debaryomycetaceae. Bases 1 to 1797 code for a protein of 598 amino acids.